Molecule: messenger RNA, 2574 nt
Organism: Pestalotiopsis fici W106-1
Lineage: Eukaryota; Fungi; Ascomycota; Sordariomycetes; Amphisphaeriales; Sporocadaceae
Exons: 1
Coding region: 1-2574 (857 amino acids)
Biological process (GO): RNA processing
Cellular component (GO): nucleus
Molecular function (GO): RNA binding
Source: RefSeq, a predicted model, not a curated record
AUGUCCUCGUCCAAGAAGGUCGUGGACUCCUUCCCCGACGUCGAAGCGAAACUAUCCAAGGCGCACAAGCAAUCCGCUUUCGACAAGGAGAGAGCCGACCGAGAAGCGAAGCGCAAGCGGGAAGCCGCCGAGACUGCCGCCGUCUACGAAAGCUUUGUCAAGAGCUUUGACGACGAAGACGACGGCGAUGACGAGAUCAGCGCGAUAGCCCGGGGCGGAUCAGGCACACCGUUCAGUAGAUCACAAGGACCUGGAAGAGGAGGUUUCGCGCCCGUCGCGGGGCCAGGAAAGAGACAUUUUGGGGCAGGUCUCAAGAGCGGGCCUGGAAGCCUGGGUCCUGCUCCGACAAACUAUGCGAAGAGCGGCCCAGGCAGUCUAGGGCCGAGCCCGUCGAGCUAUGGCCGGAAACGGGGAUUCGAGGAUGGUUUUCGACGCGACGACGAUGGUAGAGGCGGCCGAAUGGGACGUUACGAAGAAGACCGGCAAUAUGAUGCGCCAGCCCCAAAGAGCGUUGCCAAAGCUUUUGAUACGAGCGAUGACGAGGCUGAGGGGAGAGCCUCCGAUCGAGCCGAUGAGAGAGCCAUUGCAAAGCCGACGCUAAGACUUGCCAACCUGCCACCAGGGACAUCGCCUGCUGUCAUCAAGUCCAUGAUACCCUCGAACCUCAACGUUGAAAGCGUCAAGGUGCUUCCUCCAUCAGUACCCAAUUCUAACGAAAGGAAAUCAAUGGCAGCCAUUGUGAUAUUAUCUCCAGAUACACCAGCGACCGACAUUGAUGCUGCCGUCAGUCUAUUGCAGGGCAAAUACCUAGGCUUUGGGUUCAACUUAUCAUUACAUCGUCACUUGUCGUCUGCACUUGCGGCUUCCACAGCCACCUCGUCAAUUACAUCAACGACUGCGUCCCAUCCAUUUGGUGCAAAACCUGUCGCUUUACCAAAUAAUCAGAACAAUCAACAAACCCAUCGUGGAUUUGCACCACCUACAUCCUACGGCCCACCGGGGGCCCCGUUGAACAGAUCAGGCUUACUACAUGUUCCUAUCCAGGCCCCAAAGGAUAUCAAGCAACUCCAGCUUAUCCACAAGGUUAUUGAGGCUGUAUUAGAGCAUGGCCCUGAAUUCGAAGCUCUCCUAAUGUCGCGGCCAGAUGUACAGAGGGAAGAGAAAUGGGCCUGGCUCUGGGACGCUCGCAGUCAAGGCGGUGUUUGGUACAGAUGGAGACUAUGGGAAGUCAUCACAGGCGUUCGUAGUCGCGGCGGAAAACCCGGCAAGUUUGUGCCCCUCUUUGAGGGCAGCCACGCCUGGAAAACGCCCGAAAAGCCUUUGGCAUUUGAAUACGCCACAAAUAUUGAAGAAUUCAUCUCCGAGUCAGAGUAUAAUUCUUCUGACGAGGAGGAUUAUGAAGACGAAGGUCACAAGCCGAAUGAUGGUGGUCCGGGAGGAGAAACAGAGACGACAUACCUAAAUCCUCUCGAUAAGGCCAAGCUCGUUCAUCUUCUCGCCCGAUUGCCUGCGACACUAGGCCGGAUUCGCAAAGGCGACAUUGCCAGGAUCACCACAUUUGCCAUCACGCACUCAAGUAGAGGUGCCGAUGAGAUUGUUGACUUAAUCGUGUCCAAUGUGCAGAAGCCAUUUGGAUUUACGUCUGCCAAUCCUGAGCACAAUCAAAAUCCACAGCAGGAAUCUGAUGGAGCUGCCAAAACUGGCGAGUCGGGCCCUUCAACGCCAGCACCUGACGACAAGGACAAACCAGCCAAUGGAGAACAACUUGAUACGAGCGCCGCAAGUCUAGUCGCCCUGUACGUAGUCAGUGAUAUCCUAUCUUCGUCGGCAACGAGUGGUGUUCGACACAGCUGGCGGUAUCGUCAGCUAUUUGAAACGGCAUUACGAGAACGCAAAGUCUUUGAGUACCUGGGACAAACGGCCGAGCGCCUCGGUUGGGGCAGGUUGAGAGCCGAUAAGUGGAAACGCAGUGUUGGGCUCAUACUUAGCCUUUGGGAGGGUUGGUGCGUGUUUCCCGCCGAAGGUCAGGAGCUAUUCGUCAAGAGUUUCGAAAACCCACCCAGCCUGGCAGCAAAAGCGACAAGCGAGACACAACAAGCAGCAGAUGAGGAUGAUGCUGGGAAGAGAAACGGCGGCAGAUGGAAAACUGUUGAGGCUGGCGGUGCCGAAGCCACCAAGGGGUUCGAGCCGGUCAGCAUCGAGUCAGGAGCUGGCUAUGACCCUAACGCGGAGAAUAUGGACGUUGAUGAUGAAAUUGACGGCGAUGCCAUGGACGAAGAUUAUGGCGACGUCCUGAUGGACAGUGAUAUCGACGGAAAGCCCAUGUCGGAGGACGAAGGAGAAAUGGACGGCGAGCCAAUGGAAGAGGACAAGCCAGACCCGCCAACUUCCAAAGACCCGCCAACUUCCAAAGACCCGUCAGCAGUGGCAGUAUCCUCUCCACUGCAGCAAGGAAAUGAAGAGCCUCCUGCGAAGGAACCCUCGGAAACCGCGGACAAGACUGCGCGGCCGCCCCGUCGUAGGAUGAGGGCAGUGGACAUGUUUGCAGAUGACGACAGCGAGGGAGAUGGCUGA